AUGCGUCCCGCCCGGCUGAAACAGAUACGCAAACUUGUGCAACGCCUUACCAAAAACGGCUUUAGACCUCCUUAUAACAUCUUAGCCGAUCACUACUUCCUUUCUAGUUUUAAUUCUACCCAAAUGUCGCCUAAAGUUCUUGAACAUAUUCUGAAUGGUCCCAUCAAACUCUAUACAACCCAUUGUGAGUACAAGAAGUACAAAGAGGCCGUUAAAGACCGAAAGCUUAUCGGAUGCGUUGAUGUUAAGAAGUGCACUCAUAAAGACUUUCGAACUCUUGAAUGUUUAGCCGAAACUAUUCAGCCUAAUAAUCCCAAUCAUUACUUUGUAGCUGUUUCGCCUAAAUACCGCCACUUAAAGGAAGACCAGAACCUUCCUCUUAUCUUCCUUAGAGCCGGCGUUCUUUGUGUUGAAAUAGGCCAAAAGGCCACUGAAGACCUUCGUCAAAAGGAGCUUGCUCCAGGCCUUUCAGAUCAGGAGAAGGCUAAGCUUGAAGCUCUUUUCCAAUAA
Molecule: messenger RNA, 510 nt
Organism: Nematocida homosporus
Lineage: Eukaryota; Fungi; Microsporidia
Product: U3 small nucleolar RNA-associated protein 23
Exons: 1
Coding region: 1-510 (169 amino acids)
Cellular component (GO): nucleolus; small-subunit processome
Molecular function (GO): small ribosomal subunit rRNA binding
Source: RefSeq, a predicted model, not a curated record